Messenger RNA from Gavialis gangeticus (Gharial), 1340 nucleotides. RefSeq names its product paired like homeodomain 1 (gene PITX1). The coding region runs from base 80 to 988 and encodes 302 amino acids. The record is from RefSeq and is a predicted model, not a curated record. The transcript has 3 exons. Gene Ontology annotation, biological process: regulation of transcription by RNA polymerase II; anatomical structure morphogenesis. Lineage: Eukaryota; Metazoa; Chordata; Crocodylia; Gavialidae. Gene Ontology annotation, molecular function: RNA polymerase II cis-regulatory region sequence-specific DNA binding; DNA-binding transcription factor activity, RNA polymerase II-specific. Gene Ontology annotation, cellular component: nucleus.
GAAGCGGGGGACGCGCGCGGCCUCCCCCGCGUGGAAUAAACACCUGCCGGCCCCGCCCCGCCGCGCCGCGCCGCCGGCCAUGGACGCCUUUAAAGGGGGCAUGAAUUUGGAGAGGCUGCCGGAGAGCCUGCGCCCCCCGCCCGCCCACGACAUGGCCUCCGGCUUCCAUCUGCAGCGCGCCGCCGAGCCCCGCGACCCGCUGGACAACUCGGCCAGCGAGUCCUCCGACACCGAGGUGGCAGACAAGGAGCGCAGCGGCGAGCAGAAGAGCGAGGACGGCACCGCCGAGGACCCCGCCAAGAAGAAGAAGCAGCGGAGGCAAAGGACGCACUUCACCAGCCAGCAGCUGCAGGAGCUGGAAGCCACUUUCCAGCGGAACCGCUACCCGGACAUGAGCAUGCGGGAGGAGAUCGCCGUGUGGACCAACCUCACGGAGCCGCGGGUCCGGGUGUGGUUCAAGAACCGCCGCGCCAAGUGGCGGAAGCGGGAGCGCAACCAGCAGAUGGACCUGUGCAAGAACGGCUACGUGCCGCAGUUCAGCGGGCUCAUGCAGCCCUACGAGGACGUGUACGCCGGCUACCCCUACAACAACUGGGCCGCCAAGAGCCUCACGCCCGCGCCGCUCUCCACCAAGAGCUUCACCUUCUUCAACUCCAUGAGCCCGCUGUCCUCGCAGUCCAUGUUCCCGGCGCCCAGCACCAUCUCCUCCAUGAACAUGCCGUCGGGCAUGGCGCACUCCGCCGUGCCGCCCAUGGCCGGCUCCGGCCUCAACAACAUCAACAACCUCAGCGGCUCCUCGCUCAACUCGGCCAUGUCGUCCAGCGCCUGCCCCUACGGCCCGCCCGGCUCGCCCUACAGCGUGUACCGGGACACGUGCAACUCCAGCCUGGCCAGCCUCAGACUGAAAUCCAAGCAGCACUCGGGCUUCGGCUACAGCGGCCUGCAGAGCCCGGGCUCCGGCCUCAACGCCUGCCAGUACAACAGCUGACGGUGCCCCGGGCCGGGGCCCGGCGGGGCGGGCGCCGCGGACUUGGACUGGAAGGAGCGCGCGUGAGGAGCGCACGAGAGACGAGGGGGCAAGAGAAGAGAAACCUGAAACAGAGGGGGAAAUAAAUAAUAAUAAUAAAAAAUAAUAAUAAUAAUAAAUAAUAAUAAUAAUAAUAAUAAUAACGAGGAUGGGAAAAGAAAGGACCAGAAUUGUUUGCUUCGUGUCCUAGCAGAGACCCCGGCACCGAAGACAUGGAUGAGUUGCAAUUUUUCUCUGGAUGAUGCGGGUUGUGUGUAUUUACUUGAACUUGCACAGACGUCUCGGAGAGCGGCCACUUUAUAGCGCUAUAAGG